Molecule: messenger RNA, 3608 nt
Organism: Musca domestica (house fly)
Lineage: Eukaryota; Metazoa; Arthropoda; Insecta; Diptera; Muscidae
Product: sodium/potassium/calcium exchanger 3
Exons: 8
Coding region: 1523-3115 (530 amino acids)
Biological process (GO): calcium ion transmembrane transport; intracellular calcium ion homeostasis
Cellular component (GO): membrane
Molecular function (GO): calcium, potassium:sodium antiporter activity; calcium channel activity
Source: RefSeq, a predicted model, not a curated record
CCAACACCAACACAGUGACGAUUGAGCGUGAUCAUAUUGCACUCAGCCGCUCGCACAAAUUACUCUAAUGCUCACACAUAAUCAUCAUUUUGAAUCUGACCCCAAUGCCCUGCCCCGCUCUGGUCAUGUACAUUCCUCAUUGUCAUCAUUGCCACCGGCCAGAGUACUUUUCGUCACAUUUUCACCGACUGGCAUCAAAUUGUCAGCGUCGUUGCUGUUUUUGUGUCUGAGCUUCAGGCAUUAGCUCCCAGCUUAAGAGAAUUCAGUUCGCGAAAAUACAGCGGUAACAGAACACCACAAUCAAGCCAAAUUUCGUGUGUUUUGAAAGCGUUUCCUUUGCAAAUGCCUACAUAACCUACAAAAAGCAAAAGUUUGCCGCUUACAUCGAAGCUAAGAAUGAAAUUUCAAGAUCAACCAAUUAAAAAUAUCAGCGACACAACGCUUUUGAUAUUCCGCCGACAGUGACGUACGAAUAGAAAAUCGACAGAAAAAAAUCUACGGCUAAAAAACGCAAUAAUUAAAUUCGCCACAACAACGGAAACUGAGCGUUUCUUUCAACUAGACCGCCGUCUUCGUGCCGGAGAAACAGUUACAUUCGAUUUUUCCACCGAAUAAUCCCGGUUUCGUGAGCGUCUUUCGUCCAUACCAUCCAUGAUUCGCGCAAUUCCCCAGCAUAAGAAGAAACAGAUCUUAAGCUACACCCCGGUGAAGACGGUCCUACAUCCGAUUCUGGUCGUCACUUUUGUUUUUGUUUAGAAUGCGGCUGCCGUUGAUGAUCGCCGCAUCUCAUUUGUUCAACAACGAGAAUUCGCACUCACACUAAGGAAAAUGAUGCUGGCUUGCUCUGCCACCGCUGUCAUUGUAUGUGUGUGUGUGCGCGCUGCCCAUGUAGUGGUUAAAUAACGCCUGUUCUAUUUUCCCCAAAAGAAUAAGAAAAUCGACAAUUUGUCAUAGAGUCGGUCGCCUUUAAAUUCGCCGAGUGUGUGUGUAUGUGCGUGAGUGUAUGUGUGUGUUUUGCUGUGGGGAGCGAACGUGGCUGCCGUUGUCGCAAUUGUCAUAUGUGUGAUGAGCACAUUUUUUGAGGCUGAGCACAGUUUCUGACGAGCGGUGUUCAAAAUAUCAACCAACGUAACUACGAUCGCGCUUACGAUCUUCGGUUAAUCGAACAGCAAAAAAAAAAAAAAAACAAAAUUUACAAUAAAUCACAACAACAAGUGAAAAGUGAAUUAAAAAAAAAACAGAAACAAAACAAAAUAACAAGCCUUUAAAAAAACAACAUAAAAACCAAUUGAAAUUGGGAAACAACAAAAAACCUCGAACUCGAACAACAGACGGGGUUUGGAGGUUUUUUUCCAUUUGUUACAUUUAAUUUUGUUGUGCUAAAUAUUCGGAAAAAUCAAAACAUUAAAUGAAAACCGUUUAAAAAGAUUGCUGUUUAUUUUUUUUAUCCCCACCAACAAAAAACCAACAACAAAAACUCCAUUACCGCAGACGCUCAGACAGCCAUCCAUUCCACGGCAAAAUGGAAGAUUACUGGGGUUUAAGUGACACAAAUGAUAUAAAUUGUACACAGCCUGCUAUAGAUGAUUUUCCACGGGAUUUAUUCACCGAGGCCCAGAGACAGUCGGGUGCUGUUGUACUUCAUGUUAUAGCCAGUUUAUAUUUAUUCGUAGCCUUAGCUGUAGUAUGUGAUGAAUAUUUUGUGCCCGCCGUGGAAAAAAUAUGUGCAGCCCUUAAUAUGUCCAAUGAUGUUGCGGGAGCCACAUUCAUGGCUGCUGCCACUUCAGCUCCAGAACUUUUUGUAAAUGUGAUAGGUACAUUUAUUACAGAGGGUGACAUUGGUGUGGGCACCAUUGUGGGCUCAGCUGUCUUUAAUAUAUUGGCAGUGGCGGCCUGUUGCGGCAUUGGAGCCGGAAUGACAAUACCCUUGGACUGGUGGCCAUUGACACGCGACAGCAUAGCUUAUGGAUUUACCGUGGCCGUUUUGAUUUGUGUAAUGCACGAUGAGCGAGUUGAAUGGUACGAGGCCUUGAUUUUGGUGUCUCUCUAUGCCGUCUAUUUAGCCGUUAUGUAUUUUGACAAGACCUUUCAAAAAUGUGCCAAGGGUGGUGUUAAACAAGCUCGUUCACGCAGCCGCUCCUCCAAUUGUAGUAUACAGACCAAGAACAGCAAUGACAAAGAACCAGAAAUUGUGGAGAAUCGCAUAUGUCACAACUUAUCUACAAUUCAAUUGAACGGUGGGGUGAACAACGAAUCAGCCAAAGCACCGACAUCCACAACACCGGCCAUCGCCACCACCUGUAUAAGUAACACCAUAACCACCACCAUUUCCACGGUGUCUACAAAUAAUUCCGGUUGUGUUGUGAAGUCUCCACCGGCAACAACACCAGAAAACACAGAUGUUGAAGCUCCUACUGCUACAGCCAAUGAUACAGCCUCAACAAAUGGCGAGGAGGAGGAAGAGGGCUAUUCCCUGCUAACAUAUCCUUGGGGCAAGAGCUGCUUUGCCCAGUUCACAUGGAUUAUUAUUUGGCCAAUACAUUUGCUAUUCCGCAUUGCCAUACCGGAUUGUAAAAAAGCCAAGAACAAUAAAAUCUUUCCACUGACAUUUGUGAUGUGCAUAGUUUGGAUUGGAUCGCUGUCGUAUGUGGUUGCAUGGAUGAUAACAAUAAUUGGCGAUACUUUAAAGAUUCCGGACUCAGUUAUGGGAAUUACAUUCUUGGCGGCCGGUACAAGUGUGCCCGAAGCGGUUUCCAGUGUCAUUGUAGCCAAACGAGGUCAUGGCUCCAUGGGUAUUUGCAACUCAAUUGGCUCCAACACCUUUGAUAUCCUACUGUGUUUGGGUGUACCAUGGCUCAUCAAAGCUGUCUUCUUCCCCAUACAGCCAGGUCAAAAUUAUGUUGGCAUUAAUUCCGCUGGCUUGGAAUAUUCUGCCAUAACAUUGCUCUCCACCCUGUUUCUUUUGUAUUUGACCUUCUCCUGCAACAAAUUUAAACUGGAUCGAAAAGUGGGCACGGCCUGUCUGGUGAUAUAUUUGGUAUUUCUGGUGUUUGCCUCCUUGAUCGAAUUGAACGUCUUCUUCCGGGUGAAUUUACCAACAUGUGGCAGAUCGUGAAAAGCUUCCACAAUGCUCUGAACAUGGCAGCUCGGAGUGUGCAGAUACUAAUGCUAAUGUCGUUUUGUUAAGUUAAGAUAUCAGUUAAAACAAAAUCGAUUUAAGUCCAUUUAUUUGCAACAACAACAACAACAAAAAGAAGAAGAACCAAAUCAUCUGUAGAACGCAUAACACACAAUCAGCAGAAGAGCAAGUCCUUACAACAAAUGAUGUUUAAGGUCAUCGAACAGGAAUUUCACGUAACGCGCACCCAAACCUAAACCCACACAACACCAACACCAACAAAGAUAUAAUUCUAAUCUAAAAACCGAAAGAGAAUCAUUGUUUAAGUCUAUUUUAAGUAUUAUUAUUAUUCCAUCUUGGGAUCUUGUUGUACCAACAACUUUUUUCUUGUCUUCGCAGAUGUCCUGAUUAUGCACCUGUCUCGAAAUUUAUCAUUUAUUAUAAAAAAUACAUGAAUGCAUAUUAAAUAAUAUAUAGACCGCCCCAAAAA